Messenger RNA from Rhodofomes roseus, 2289 nucleotides. RefSeq lists its product as uncharacterized. Gene Ontology annotation, cellular component: nucleus; cytoplasm. The record is from RefSeq and is a predicted model, not a curated record. Gene Ontology annotation, molecular function: phosphatase activity. The transcript has 19 exons. Bases 1 to 2289 code for a protein of 762 amino acids. Lineage: Eukaryota; Fungi; Basidiomycota; Agaricomycetes; Polyporales; Fomitopsidaceae. Gene Ontology annotation, biological process: DNA damage response.
AUGCCCCCGGAAUUGACGGACAGGAUCGUCGACUUUUUGCACGACGAUCACACCGCGCUAAAGAGCUGCGGCCUGGCAUGUCGUUCCUGGCUUGCGGCCGUACGAUACCACCUCUACUACGCUAUCAGCCUCGAGAACAUAGGCCUAUGCCGCGCAUUCUCGAGCUUGCUGGACCGCACUCCCGGCCUUGGACAGUAUGUGCGGGAGAUGCACCUGGCGAUGACGGAGGAACUACAGUACAGCGAUAUACUGCCCAGUAUCGUGGUCCACCUGGGCCGCGUGAGGAGGCUUGUCCUGAGUGGAGAUAUCCUGGUGGUCGACCAAGCCACAUUCCAGCGCUUUGGACCCGUACAGGAACUCGCGCUCAGCUUGUCUUCCUGUAGGAUCAGCGACGUUGCCGAUCUCUUCCUCGCUUUUCCCGGCAUCAGCGACUUGUCCAUCAAAAACACGAGGUACCUUUAUGGUCCCUUCGACCAUGUACCGAUGCUCCCCGUCAAACGCCUGGAAGUGCAGCCAGCUCUCAAUCCCGGACUACUACCUCCGUCAUCACCGAUGUUGGAGUCCUUGGUUUUGUGCAUCAGGCGGGUGCAAGACCUAGUGACACUCAGCCACAUUCUUCGCACGGCUACGGGACAGCUGAAGCAGCUGGAUCUGCAGAUGCAUAUCACUGUGGCAGAACACCAGGAGACAACUCUAUUCUUGGACAGCCUGCGACGCUGUCCGCAGUCUCUUACUGCCAUGCGACUUUAUACCAAGUCCGUGCAAUGCCUGGCGGGCAUCCUGGACCACGUCGAUCCGACGUACUUGCAGGAUGUCACCAUAGAGGUUACUGUCGGGAGCAUCUUCUCCUACGAGACCGUGGUGAAGCGUUGGCCCAUUAUUCUGACCAGCAUUAUCGACAACAUCUAUCGAAUCAACCAUGGUCUCAGCGUGGCCCAAUUAGGUGAUUCUGCAAAUGACAAUGCUACGAUAGUGCAAGAGCAGAUAGAAGAGGGGAAAAACCUUAUUGAGAAGAUCGGCAAGCUAAAGUAUGAGAUGGGCAGAGACCGCCCCCUCGAGCCCGUAGCGAAUGACGGGGAGUCGAUGGUGGAUCUCUACAAUGCUGAGCUAGCGAGCUUGACAGAAGAAGGCAAGGGGACAUGGUUUACUGCUCCUUGGCUUUUCGCAGAGUGCUAUUUGUAUCGUUUGCUACGCUCCUACUUUUCGCAGACGACAUACUGGGCUUCGCACGACCCAUUUCAAGCUCAGAAGCAGGAGACCUUCCGGAAGAGCUCUCAAGCCAUCUUUCAACUGGCCACCACGAUGCAUCAGCUUGAAGGCGAGAAGGAGAAAUUGGCUUCCGACCCACAGAACCUGAAUGUAAUCUUCAAGGAGAUGAUUCAGAUGUGUCUCUGGGGUAACGCCACGGAUUUGUCGCUACUCACACAUAUGAGCCAUGAAGACAUUGAACAUUUACAAUCGGUCGGAAAGGAUGCGCAAGCCGCGAGGAAGGAAUACAUACUCACAGAUGACCAAGACAAAGUAUGGUCACACCUCAUGACCCUGAAGGAUGGGAGAAUAGACUUCGUGCUCGACAAUGCCGGAUUCGAGCUCUUCACAGACCUCGUCUUUGCCGACUUCCUCGUGACGUACACACCUUUUGUGUCGAAGGUGGUCUUCCACCCCAAGCUGAUCCCCUGGUUCGUGUCGGAUGUCACGCCGCCCGACUUCAAGUCUACGAUUUCUUCGCUCCUGUCGCCGACGUUCUUCCCUGGCUCGGAGCCAGAAACACAAACAUCUUCUCUCGCCGCAUCCGCCCUUGCGCAGAACCCCACUACCGUGUCUACGCCGAAAGAGCUCCCGGAGUCUCGUCAGCAUCUCAAAGACAUGGUGACACGGUGGGCAGGUUAUUUAGAGAGCGGCGUCUUCGCGCUCUCGGUGUCGCCGGAUACACCGCUCGGUGCUUCAAAUCCAAAGGCAGACUUCUGGACAUCUCCGUACCCGUACUGGAACAUGAAAGACCUCGCACCGGGGGUGUUCGAUACUCUGAAAGACAGUGGAUUGGUCAUAUUCAAGGGCGAUCUCAACUUCCGGAAAUUGACAGGAGACGUCAAGUGGCCUGCCGACACGCCGUUCGAGACAGCAGUCGGCCCUAUCCGGGGUGCAUUCCCGGUCUUAAGCCUACGGACGAACAAAGCGGAUGUAGUAGUUGGUGUCGAGAAGGAGACCGCGGAGAGGCUGGAUCAGAGCGGUGAGAAGUGGAGGGUGAACGGAAAGUACGCGCUGGUGUUAUUCUUGCCACGGGCCUGA